UGUCUCCUUCUCGCGAGAUCUGGGGAAGGGUCCAGCAUGGAGGCCGUGGAGGAGGCUGAUGUCGAUGUUGAAGGGGACGCGGCGGCCGUUGGAGAAGCGCGGUCGGGAAGCCAUGACAACCCGUCAUCCAGUUUACUCCAAGAUCACUACCUCGACUCAACUUGGAGAACUGAUACUGGUCUUCCUUGGAGUCUUGAUAGCACAAUUAGUGAAGAGAACAAGGCUGUCAUUGAGAAGAUGUUGUUGGAAGAAGAAUACUAUCUGUCUAGUAAAUCACCUUCAGAAAGACUUUGGCAAGAUUUGAAGGAAAGUGAUAAAAAGUGCAUAAAAAGUCCUCACAAGAAAGAUGGAAAACUCACCAUACGUUCACCUACAAAAUCUAGUGUGUCAUUAAAAUGGACAUUAGAAGAAAAAGAGUUAUUUGAACAAGGACUGGCUAAGUUUGGCAGACGGUGGACAAAAAUUGCUAUGAUGAUUAGCAGUCGCAAUGUUCUUCAAGUAAAGAGCUACGCCAGGCAAUAUUUUAAGAACAAGACAAAAACAGAUGGCUUGCAGAAAAUGGAACAACAUCCAUGCCUCAGUGCUCCUGUUCUUAAUAGCAAUGAGAAUGAAGAAGAAAAAGCAGUGUUAAGAGGUCGGGCAGACCCUAAUCUGAAUGCAGUAAAAAUUGAAAAAUUAUCAGAUGAUGAGGAGGUAGACAUCACAGAUGAAAUGGAUGAGCAGCUUUCUUAUGCACUUCAACAAGAAUUUGGGAAGUCUGAAGUAUUAGAUAGUGAAAAGAGUCCAGCUGAACAAACUAUUUGGACGGAACCGAUUUUGGAUCCAACUGCUGUUCUAACUACAAGCAAUAUUACAAAGCCAGAACAAAGUGAAGCUGAAAGUCCAGGAAGUGCAGUUUUAUGCUGUGAAAAAAAUGAUUGUGAACUUGUGAAUUCAAAUCAUCCCAAGUGUGCCAGCUGGUUUUCUAAUUCAGAGCCUUGUGGAGAACAGGGCGACUUGGCUGACAACAGCCUUCUUUUCCAUUGUUCUGACCAAGUGGAAGAGGAGAACCAGAUGGAUGCGGAGGAGCUGAAGCCACCUGACCAAGAACUGGAAAUGGAUAAAAAUAUCAUACUAGAAGAAGAAAAGCAAGCGAUACCAGAAUUUUUUGUGGGACGUCAGGCCAAAACUCCUGAACGCUACUUGAAAAUUAGGAACUACAUUUUAGAUCAGUGGGAAAGAAUCAAGCCAAAAUACCUGAACAAAACAUCAGUACGCCCAGGAUUGAAGAACUGUGGUGAUGUAAACUGCAUAGGCCGGAUACACACAUACUUGGAAUUAAUAGGAGCAAUUAACUUUGGCUGUGAGCAAGCCGUGUAUAACAGACCACAGUCUGCUGAUAAAAUACGACCCAAAGAGGGCAAGGACACUAUAGAAGCCUAUCGGCUUGUGCAACGGCUACAGUCUAUGCGUACCAGGAGACGCCGAGUCAGAGACCCUUGGGGAAACUGGUGUGAUGCCAGAGAUUUGGAAGGACAGACGUUUGAGCAUCUCUCUGCAGAAGAGUUAGCUAAGAGGCGAGAAGAUGAAAAACACAGACCACCAAAAACAUCUAAAGGACUAAGACAUAGCAAAAGUUCAUUUGAUCCCUUUCAGCUGAUCCCUUGCUGUUCCUUCACAGAACAAAAGCCAGAACCAUUCCAAGUAACAAUAGCACCAGAGGCGCUUCUGAUUAUGGAUUUGCAUGCUCAUGUUUCAAUGGCAGAAGUAAUAGGUCUGCUAGGUGGAAGAUAUUCUGAAACUGAUGGAAUAGUUGAAAUCUGUGUAGCAGAACCAUGCAAUAGCCUCAGUACAGGCUUACAAUGUGAGAUGGAUCCUGUAUCUCAAACUCAGGCAUCAGAAACGCUUGCUGCUAGAGGUUACAGUAUUAUUGGAUGGUAUCAUUCCCACCCUGCUUUUGACCCUAAUCCUUCAAUACGAGAUAUUGAUACACAGGCUAAAUACCAGAAUUAUUUCUCCAGAGGUGGCUCCAUGUUUGUUGGAGUGAUCAUAAGUCCAUUUAAUCGAAAUAACCCACUGCCAUAUUCCCAAAUUACAUGUCUGGUAAUCAGUGAUGAGAGUAGUUCUGAUGGCUCCUAUCGCUUGCCAUACAAGUUUGAAGUACAACAGAUGUUGGAAGAACCUCAGUGGGAAUUAGUAUUGGAAAAAACACGAUGGAUAAUUGAAAAAUACAGAAUGUCUCAUAGUUGCGUGCCCAUGGACAAAAUCUUCCACAGAGAUUCAGAUCUGACCUGCUUACAGAAGCUGUUGGAGUGUCUGAGGAAGACUCUGGACCACGUGGCAAAUAGCUUCAUUGCUGAAGAAUGCUUGGCUCAGAUAGAAAACUUAUUCCUCUCAAACUACAGUAAUGAGAAAUGGAGUAAUACUACUGAAAGUAAUAACAUGUGUCUAAAUGACCUGCCUACAUGAUGGUGUUGAAAAGAACUAUCACUUGCUUUCUAACACGUUGCCAUUCUUC
Euleptes europaea (tarantolino) is the source of this 2497-nucleotide messenger RNA. RefSeq names its product Myb like, SWIRM and MPN domains 1 (gene MYSM1). Bases 37 to 2448 code for a protein of 803 amino acids. The transcript is spliced from 20 exons. Gene Ontology annotation, molecular function: metallopeptidase activity; polyubiquitin modification-dependent protein binding. Lineage: Eukaryota; Metazoa; Chordata; Lepidosauria; Squamata; Sphaerodactylidae. Gene Ontology annotation, cellular component: BRISC complex; BRCA1-A complex. The record is from RefSeq and is a predicted model, not a curated record. Gene Ontology annotation, biological process: double-strand break repair.